Calliphora vicina (urban bluebottle blowfly) is the source of this 4934-nucleotide messenger RNA. RefSeq names its product blastoderm-specific gene 25D (gene Bsg25D). Lineage: Eukaryota; Metazoa; Arthropoda; Insecta; Diptera; Calliphoridae. Gene Ontology annotation, biological process: microtubule anchoring at centrosome. The record is from RefSeq and is a predicted model, not a curated record. The transcript has 9 exons. The coding region runs from base 305 to 3742 and encodes 1145 amino acids. Gene Ontology annotation, cellular component: centrosome.
GUUCGUGUGAGGUGACUGUUUGAAGAGGUUUUCUGUCGCAGAGUUUGUUUUUUGUGGAAAUCAAACGCAAUUAUUUUGGAAUGUCUCCGAAGAAUUUGCAAAUUUCUCCGACACAAAAUAGUUAUUAAAAAAUCAUGUAAAGAAGCAGCAAGUGAGCAGUGCGAAGAAAAGAAAACGUUAACGUUUUGUGCAAGACAAAAAGAAAAAAAAUAAAAAACAAAACAGAUUGCAUAUUUUAUUGAUUUCCCCAUAAAUUGUAUUAAAAACAAAAAGAAGAGAGUAGUUUGGCUAAUUAGAAAAUAAAAUGGAAUUUUCUGCCGAUCCAUAUGAAUACAAGUUAUAUCAAAUGUUCCAGAGUUGCGAUACAAAUCAGUGUGGUUUCUUAGAUGAAAAUUCCUUAAGACGUUUGUGUGCUCAACUAGAAUUACGUGAUAAAGGUGCAGUGCUUAUCGAAAAUUUAGCCAGAGAAGGACGUACAUCACAUGUUACCUUUGAGAACUUCAAGGAAGCUUUGUUAAAUUUUUUAGGCACCGAAAUUGAUGGUGCAAAUACCAGUGACAUUACGGCAGAACAACGAAAAGAACAGAAUGUUAAAGACAACGACAAUGUGGAUAAGUCUUGUGGAGAACGCGCUUUAAUAAUUUCUGAACAACAGGAAACCUUCAUCGUAGACAGUCCACCAGAAUCUUCAGAUCGUGAAGUUUCACCCAAAUUGGUGGUUGGCACAAAAAAAUACGGUCGUCGUUCUCGACCACAAACUCAAAGAAAACCCAAUGAACAAACAGCCUCAGAUUCCGAAGAUUCCAACGAAGAUAACGAAGCACAUUCUCAUCGUAGCUGCAGUUCGCAACACGUUAAAAGAUCAACUUCUCAAACCGAUAUUCCCGGUACAAGAAGACGUUGCACUACAGGCGUAACUGAGAGUAAACUGAAAAGGUGUGCAUCAUUACCAGCCCAAAGAAACCUUUUCAAUCCGAAUAAACCCAAAUUGGUGGCUAAUAAAGGAAACUUGGUAAAAGACGCCUUAGUGCCAAUAACGAAGAAUACACUCAGCAGCAGCGUAGAAUCUUUAGGUUUGAAAAAUCUUUCAUCUGCCAUGCACGCUGUUUGGAGUUCCUAUGACUGGGAGUUAAGCAAAAGUCAUUUUAAAUCUGGAUAUUUGGCUAAAGAAUCACCAGGUUUGAUGGAAACUUUGCCCAUUAACAGCAUUUUAGAUUUAUGGGAACGCUCUUCAAUACCCAAUGGUCGUGGUAUAUUAUUAGCCUUGGGCUUUGAUAGUGAUGAAAUCAAUAUAGCUCAACUAAACAAGGUAAUGGAGGAGGAAAUAUCCAACCUUGAAGACGAACCACAGACGGCUCUAAUGAAAGCCUGUUUAGUGCUACAAACCGAAGAACUUGGCAAUUUAAGACAAUUUUCAAAACAACUGCGUGAUGAAAAUACAAAAUUAAGAGCCGACAAUAAGGAUGCUAACAGGCGCAUUUCUUUAUUGGCAGCAGAAAUUGAUGAAAGACAUGCUUCUUUAGAGGAUGCUACCAAGAAAGAGAUACGUCUUUUAGAACAAAAACAUGCUGGUGUGGUACGUGAUUUAACAGCACGUUUAGCCAAUGAUCGCGAAAACUGGUCUAGUCUAAACUCCCGCUUGGAAUCAAAGCUCAAAAUAUUCGAACAUGACGAAAUAAAGAUAAAAACUGAGCUAGAGCUAGUGCGCAAAGAAAACGAAGACUUGGAAGGAGAAAAACAAAAAAUGCAAAAGCAAAUCACUGAAUUGUUAGAAAAGAACAUUGAUUUGCAGCGUGAGUUAACCGAAAUGGAUGAAACUAAUCACACCCAGAGACGUAAACAACAAUUUGAAAAGUCCAAUGACGAUGAAGAAGUUUUACGUCUAGUGGAAAAGGUCUCUACCUUGCAGGUGGAAAACUGUAAUCUUAGAGAUAAAAAUGAUGAGUUGAUAGCUGAAGUUGAAACUCUAAAUCAUGAUCUAAAUAAAAUGAAAAUGAAAUGGAAAAAAUUAACGCUAAAUCAAGAUGCUGCCAAUCAAGAUUUAGAUGAAAAUGAAAUGAGCUCUUCCAGUACGGCAACUAAAAGACGCGGCGAUUCGCCUUCAAAGACCAGACUCAUAGAGGAAAGUCCUCGUUUGGGUAAAUUAAGAAAAUGUACCAAUGAUGCGAAUAAUACUUGCAGUGAAAAUAGCGAUACAAGUGGUGAAUGGAUGGCUUUGAAUUCAGAAUUGCACAAUUCACAAUCAAAAACAUCUUCACAAGUCCAAGGAGAGCUAGAAAAUCUCAGGAAAAGAAUCUCAGAGUUAGAAGAACAACUGAAACUGGCUAAAGAUAAAUUACUUACACAAUCUCCCACUACAUCUGCCACUAACGUCACCCUGGAAGAACGCUGCAAAGAACUAGAAGCCAGUCUAGAACAAAUGCAAAAAGCUUACGAAGACUGUGAAGAUUAUUGGCAAGCUAAACUCACCGAGGAAAGAAAUCUGUUCGAAAAAGAGCGUCAAAUCUAUGAAGAAGAACAGCAGGAGAGUGAUAAAAAGUUUACCGAACUCAUGGAAAAAGUCCGCGAGUAUGAGGAACAGUUUAGCAAGGACGGCCGUUUGUCGCCAAUCGAAGAGAAAGAUGCUCUCGAGCAACAAUAUAUCGACUUGGAGGCUGAAGCCGAAGAAAUACGAGAAAAUGCUCGUAAAAUUUUCGAAGAAAAGUCACAAGAAAUAGAAGCUCUACAAACAGAGAUCGAAGAUUUGCGUGUACGUUUAGGCGAAAGCGUAGAGAUUUUAACAGGAGCUUAUGAACUUAAGCCCGAAAAUGUGGCUAUCAAUUCUAGUUUAACCGAAGCUAAUAGUCCAGCUAGUUCUCCCAUAAGCUAUUUGUGGCACCAGAGCACUAUACAAGAACCGGUCAAAAACUGCCAGCCUUUAGAAACGAAUUUAACAGGAUUGGGUUCAUUAUUGCCUGUCAGCAAUCAAACAGUACGUAGCAAUUUGUCAACUUCCGAGACUACUAUAUUCAGCACUACUCCUCUACAGUCCCCCAUUGAAAAGCCCACGCAAUCUCAAACACAAUCAACCCAAUCAGAGGCUGGAGAUGUGGCCGAUUGUGAGACAUCAUCAACGGCAUCUGGCAAAAGCUUUGAAACGCACAGUAUUCAUUCAAAUCAGAGUUUCCAACAACGUAACAAUCAAUCGGCAACUAAAUCAAUUACCAGCACAAAGAAUAGUUCACCUAGUCCCACGCCAAGCGUUUUGAAAGAUGAGCUUAAACGUUUAAAAUACUUUGAAAUUUCAUUGAAAGAACAAAUUAAGGAUUUGUCUUUACAAAGAGAUGGUUUAAUUAUGGAAUUGCAGCAAUUGCAAGAAGCUAAACCCGUAUUAGAAAAGGCAUAUGCGCGCACGUCUCAUCCUUCUUUAAUACAAAGAGUCAAUCAACUUGAACUGAAAAAUAGGCAUUUACAAAAUGUUGUUAAGCAACAGCAACAAUAUACCGAAUCCAUAAUGCAACAAUCUUGGCGUCAUCAUCAGAUCGAGCUAAACGAUUUACAUGGACGUCUAGAAGUACAGGGUGCAUUGAUAGCAGAACAAGUGCAGCGUUUACAAAAUGCUGAUAUUUUAGUGAAAGAUUUAUAUGUGGAAAAUUCACAUCUAACGGCAUCCGUACAACGACUCGAACAACAAAGAGUACGAGCUAAUAUGUUGCAGCAACAGCAAAGACAAAGUUGUACAGGUUUGCCGGGAAUACCUUAGAUACUACUUUACUACUAUAAUGAAUACUUAUUUAAAAAAGAAAGAAAAUCUUACUUGUCCAAAUACCUUCGGAACCAGCCAUCGUCACAAAUCCCAUCAUAAUACAUUUUAACCAAGGCAAGGCAGUUUAAUAAGGUAAGCUUAAUUUUCUACUGACGUUUAGAAGUUUUAUAUUGGAAACUGGGAAAAUGUUGCUACUACAACCGUUAAAGCUGCCUGUCACAUCUAACUCUCUUCAAUUACACAUCAUUUAUUUCUACUACAACGACAUCUUAGAAUGUAUGUACGUGCUCCAAACCCAACUAACACGUGCUUUAAUAUCGUUUAAUAGUUGCGAUAAAAGACAUUAGUUAUAAUGUUUUAACAAUUUAAAUUAAUUAAUUUUUCAAUAGUUACAUAGUUAAGGAAUGAACGCGCAAUAUACAUAGUGUUAUACAGACAUACAUACAUACAUAAAACAAUGUAUGAUGAUUAAUAGAAUUGUUAUAUUUUGUUUAAAGAUUUUUAAUAGGAAAUUUAUUUAAAAAAUGUUUACUACUACACUACUACUACUUAAACAAAAUCUCUUUUUAUAUUGCAUUUUUUUACCGCUUGAUUUGGUUUACAACGACAAGAUUUUAAAAUUUACGUUCCAUUUUGUGUUGUCAAUUUGUUUAAUCUUAUUAAAUCUCUUUUAAGUAUAUUUACCAUUUUAUUUUUUAACUAUUGCAUUUUUGACCUUUUAAUUUUACAACGAAAAUUAUUUAAAAUUUAUAUUCCAUUUUUUGGGUUUAUUUAUCUGUGGGUCUGUCUAUUUGUUUUUUUUAACCGUUUUACCCUUAGUGUCUAAUGUUUAUUUAAAUAAGAAAAAAAUUAAACCAAAUAUGUAUGAAAAUAUACAAUUUCGAAUUGACUUGAAGUGAAUAUUUUAAAAUAGUUAUUUACAACAUACUCGUUGUUUUAGUGUUUAUUUUAAGACAGAUUAUCUAAAGGCUUUGAUUAACAAAAAAAAAAUACAUUGAUCUUAUGUUUGGUGAUUUGUUUUUUUUUUAAAUUUGAUUCUUUUUUUAUUUAAAUGAAGUCCAUUGUAGAUUGUACAUAUCUUAUUGUAAAGUAUUAUAUAUUGUUUAUAUAAAUCCACUAUUAAACUAUUAUAAAUUAUUUAUGUAUUUAAAUCAUAUCUGGAAAAUAUAUGCCUUUGUUUCUUUAAGAA